Molecule: messenger RNA, 2517 nt
Organism: Pseudoliparis swirei
Lineage: Eukaryota; Metazoa; Chordata; Actinopteri; Perciformes; Liparidae
Gene: calr
Product: calreticulin
Exons: 9
Coding region: 145-1428 (427 amino acids)
Biological process (GO): protein folding
Cellular component (GO): endoplasmic reticulum; endoplasmic reticulum membrane
Molecular function (GO): calcium ion binding
Source: RefSeq, a predicted model, not a curated record
GGUCUCAGCGCGUUUCACUGUAACGAUACUGUAUUAGAGACUGGACCGACGAACACCGCCUGCUCUGUGAUACAGACAGAUUAUAUAGAUUCAUUUGAAAUUAUAGUCGUUCUUCUAUUAGACGGGGUGCUUCAGCUCGUCACGAUGACGGCUCUGUCGUUGCUUUUGUUUGCCGUUUCGGCCGCAUCUGCACUGGCCGAGUCCAGUGUGUAUUUGCGAGAGCAAUUUGAAGAUGGGGAUGCCUGGAAGAGUCGCUGGGUGGAAUCCAAGCACAAGUCUGACUACGGCAUGUUGGUCCUGAGUGCAGGAAAGUUCUACGGAGAUGCAGAGGCAGACAAAGGUCUGCAGACGAGCCAGGACGCCCGCUUCUACGCUUCUUCAUACCGUUUUGAUGACUUCAGCAACCAGGGCGAGCCUCUAGUCAUCCAGUUCACUGUGAAACAUGAGCAGAACAUUGACUGUGGUGGAGGCUACCUUAAACUGUUUCCCUCUGGCCUCAACCAGGAGGAGAUGCACGGAGACUCAGUCUACAACAUCAUGUUCGGUCCUGACAUUUGUGGCCCCGGCACAAAGAAGGUUCAUGUCAUCUUAAACUACAAAGGCAAGAACCAUCUGAUUAACAAAGACAUCAGAUGCAAGGAUGACGAGUACACCCACUUGUACACACUGAUCGUCAACCCCGACAACACUUACGAGGUCAAGAUCGACAAUAAGAAGGUUGAGUCCGGCAGUCUGGAGGACGACUGGGACUUUCUGCCAACCAAAAAAAUGAAGGACCCUGAAGCCAAAAAGCCAGAGGACUGGGAUGACCAGGAGAGGAUUCCCGACCCUGAAGAGAACAAACCAGAGGACUGGGACAAGCCAGAGAACAUCCCAGAUCCUGAUGCUAAGAAGCCUGAUGACUGGGAUGAAGAGAUGGACGGAGAGUGGGAGCCACCUAUGGUCGCUAACAAUGAUUACAAGGGUGAGUGGAAGCCCAGAGAGAUCGACAAUCCCGCCUACAAGGGCAAGUGGACCCACCCUGAGAUGGACAACCCCGAGUACACAGCCGAUUCUGAGAUCUAUAAGUUCGACAGCUUUGGCGUGAUCGGACUCGACUUGUGGCAGGUCAAGUCUGGUACCAUCUUUGAUAACUUCCUGAUCACCAACGACCCCAACCUGGCGGAGGAAGUAGGCAACGACACAUGGGGUAAAACUAAGGAUGCAGAGAAGAAGAUGAAGGAAAGCCAAGAAGAGGAGGAGAGAAAGAAACGUGAGGAAGAUGACAAGCAGAGGGGAGAGGAGGCAAAGGAGGAGGAAGAGGAGGAAGAGGAGAAAGAUGAGGAGGAAGAGGAGGAAGAGGGAGACGAAGAAGAAGAAGAUGAGGAGGAGGAAGAGGGGGAAGAACAGGAGGAGGAAGAGGACUCUAAACUUAAGGACGAGUUAUAAACUUCAUGCAGGAACCAACUGUGUGUCAAUGAGCCAUUGGAACGAGGCUGAAGAGGAUCGAGCCUCAUGACUGACACCCAGGGGUGGGGUUGGGUGGGAUGGGGUUUUCCAUUUGUUUGUUUACAAAGCAAGGGAGUAGGUAAAAAAAGGGCAAAUAUUGUUUUGUUUCCUGUUUCCAUGUACUACUACUACUACUACAACACUACUACUACUACUACUAUUGUUAUUAUUAAACGGGGAAUAGUAAUAGAAAGAAGGAAGAUUUCAUAAUGAAUGUCAAGACAGGAAAUUAAAUCAAUCAGCUAAAUUGUUUUGCCCUACAGAAACGUAUAUAUCAUUUGUGUUCUUUAAAAAUCUGUGUUUUUAUGAAGUAUAAUGUUGUGACAUGAAAAGCUAUAUUUGGCAUGUGGCAGAAACCACGAAAAUGUUUUGUUUAACGUGUGUGUUUUUCUUUUUCUUUUCUUUAUCGUUUGCAGUCAUACAUGUCAUUCCAUCUCAUGGCCCCCUUCUUUUUUCUUUUUUUUAAAGCUUCGUCAAUUUCAAAUGAUUCAAAAGUGACAAGAUUACACAGGUUACUUACUCUUAUUUAAAUGUUUUGAUUUGAACAAGGGUUAAUGGCAUGGUGCAUCCCGACUGACAAUACAUCUGAUAACCUGUUGGAAAAAAGCUGUCGUCUAUAGGAUGGUAAUACAGGGUGCUUUAAGGGGCAAACCUCUUGCAUAGUUUUGUACUGUAUAGUUAACACUUUAUUCACUUCAAUGCAUAUGCUGUAGUCUUGUGUCUAAAUAAAGUGUGCUCAAACGCAGAUGUACAUUGAGAGCACUCCAGUAGCAGUUAAGCUUACAUCCAUUUGGUACGUGUUUGCUCAUAGUAGGUGUACACAACCAGUUUUCCUCAUAUUUUGAUGCUGAUACUUCUGCACUGCUGUACCCCAAUACACUGUCCCAAGCAGUCUGCGAGAUGAUUCUUUUCUAAAAGACACAUUUUGUACUAAUGGUAGUAAUUGAAGUGGGAAGAUUUACAUGUUGCUGUGUAAAAAAAAUAAUAGACGGGUGUUCUGUCCAAUAAAAUCAACCAGUGGAAAAUGGA